Octopus bimaculoides (California two-spot octopus) is the source of this 1387-nucleotide messenger RNA. Its product is annotated as brain-specific homeobox protein homolog. Gene Ontology annotation, biological process: regulation of DNA-templated transcription. The record is from RefSeq and is a predicted model, not a curated record. NCBI's taxonomy places the organism in Eukaryota, Metazoa, Mollusca, Cephalopoda, Octopoda, Octopodidae. Gene Ontology annotation, molecular function: DNA-binding transcription factor activity, RNA polymerase II-specific; DNA binding.
UCCAAUGAUGAACCUAAGUUCCUAUUCCGACCCACACAACAACCGACAUACAUCGUUCUUCAUAGAGGAUAUUCUAUUGAACAAACCAAAGCGUCUGCAGGUUCGAGACUACCAGAAUUUGGGAUUGGGUCGGUCACAUUUCUCGGACUAUGGUACAGCCGCAGCAGCGGCGGCGGCGGCAGCAGCAGCUUACCCAUAUUCAGUACAUCAUGCUGCGGCCGCCGCUGCUGCUCUGUUACCACACCAAAUGAUCGCUGCACAGAACCAACUUUAUAUACCGCGGGCCGCAACUGAGCAGAGUUUCUUGGUUCCUACAACAGGGUUCCCGUUGCCGCCAUUAUUCCAACAUGACGUAAACGGAGGAAAACAGUGUAGACGGAGGAAAGCUAGGACUGUCUUCAGUGACCAGCAGCUGAAUGGCCUGGAGAAGAGGUUCGAAGCCCAGCGGUACCUGUCCACACCAGAGAGAGUAGAACUCGCUUCGCAGCUCAGUUUGUCGGAAACCCAGGUGAAAACAUGGUUCCAGAACAGGAGAAUGAAACACAAAAAGAUGCAGAGAAAAGUGCACGAGGAUCACGAGAUGCGCAAAACUUCGAAAUCGACAGAACCGGGUAACCACACAGCUACAUCGAGUUGCAACCGGAAGCAGUCGGGUCUCGAUGACUUGACAUUGGUUUCGGUCGAUGCUGAAGUGGAUGUUGAUUCGGAAAUGGAUAGUUCCCGGGAACUCAGCCACCAUGGGGAUCCUUGUUCAGACAUUGAUACCGUUGAGAUCAACGUGGUGGAUACGGACGCAGCUCGCUACCGGCGAGCCCUCUUAAAUAGCUGAUUCUACUGGCCUUGCUGUGUUGGCUUGGCGGCACACAUCAGCGAUAGACAUAACGAAAAGAGAGACAAUGUGACAGAGGCAGAAAGAGAGAAGGGGAAAUUGAAAGAGACAGAGAAAGAGACAGGAGAGAGAGACAGACAGACAAACAGACAGAUUGACAUGCAGACAUACAGACAUCAGACAGACAAACUGAGAGAACUAAAGUGAGAGCGCGGGUAUAGAGAAGAGUGAGUGAGAGAUAAUCAGAUUGACAGAGAAAAAGAAGGAGGAAGGCAAGACAAAAGAAAGAAAAUAAGAAAGUGAUAGAAAUGAAGACUAUUAUUAUUAUUAUUAUUAUUGACUACUACCACCCCCACCACUAUAAUUACUAUUAUUUAUCGUUAUUAAUAUUAUUCUGUGCUCAAAUAGAGCCAAGAAACAAUCUUUUGUUUUACAUUCUUUUAUUCUUUCCGAGGAAGGGUUGGAAACUAUGGAACCAGUAAAACACUAGAGUCGAUUCUAAUGACUUCACUUGGUUUCAAUAUAUCUACACACACACACACACACACACACACACAC